Messenger RNA from Enterobius vermicularis (human pinworm), 3120 nucleotides. NCBI's taxonomy places the organism in Eukaryota, Metazoa, Nematoda, Chromadorea, Rhabditida, Oxyuridae. The record is from the annotation of a GenBank genome assembly.
AUGGACGAGUUGAGUCAGUCAGGAGCGUCAGCUAAUGAGGACGACGAAUGGGAACGGUUAGGAGAAAUGUUGUCUCGAGUGCAGUCACCUCGGAUAGUUCGAAUAGGGGCUCGCGAUGUUGAUUUAACCUGGCAGGAGUUAGAUACAUCUGAAGCUGCUGCAUCAGGCGGACCGUUCCCACAGAUCGAUGCAUCGGAAUUUUCAUACGAGAUUGUUUUAUUUGAAAAUUCCGUAGAUGGACGUAUUGUUUGCAAUUAUAGAUGCGACCCGACUACCGGUAACUCUGUGACAUUGUCCCUUUUACGCCCAAACACUCUCUAUUAUGUUCACUUGCGAGCCUCACUUGAAGAAAGAGGUUUACAAGGAAGUGCAUCUCGUAGUACUAGUUUCCGGACUCUUUGUGCGGUUCCUGAGCGGCCACGACCGCCACAACAUCUCGUUUCUAAGUCCCAUCACUCGCUAACAAUUCGUUGGGCUCCUGCAGUAGACAAUGGAUCCCCCAUAAGAUUUUACCGCAUUGAAUUAGCACCAGAAAAGAGUAAGGAUGGAGUUUAUAAGGUUGUUUAUGAGGGACAAGAGGAGAAAGCCGUUAUUGAUGGAUUGGCACCUUUGACCACUUACCGGAUACGUUUAAUAGCUGCUAAUGAUGAAGGCGAAUCUAAACCUUCUAGUGAUGCUAUUUUUCAAACAUGUUCGCUGCCUCAGCCACCUAGUCCUCCCAAACCCCCACAGCUUACCUUUCUCUCUUCAAAAACUAUAAAACUUUCUUGGUCAAUGCUGGCAGAUCAUCAGUAUUCUCUGCAAAUGUCCGAGGCAGGUCGACCUUCACAAGUCUGUGUUCUUUUGGAGAGAGCACGUCAAGAUUAUUUUGCGAUGAACGACCUAUCUUGCAAUCGUCAGUAUCACUUUCGUCUGGUAGCCCAUAAUGAAGCUGGUGACAGUGAACCAUCUGAACCGCUGAUAAUUAGAACUCCAAGGCCUCCUACUAGUCCUCCUACCUCUCCGCCAGCCACCCCAACUAGGCUCCGAGCAAGAAACGUGGAUUCGCGCCUCGAGAUAGGGUGGAAGCCGGCACCGUCUUCCAUGUCCGAUAGGACAGAGUAUGUAUUGGAAGGUAGUUUAGAUGAUCCACCAAAGAAUUGGAGUGUAAUUUACAAGGGUAAUGCUACAAGUACUAUUGUUCGAGACACGAGUUUGUGUGCAUUUCGAGUUUCUGCCUGUCGAUUCCAAUCUCAGAGCAACUGGAGUGAAAUCCUGACUUUGAGGAAGAGAGAAAAACGGGCGGCGUCGUCUGGAGUUGGGAAGUGUGAAGCUCCGAGGCUUGAGGAGCUUUCAGAAGGAUGUGUAAAAGUAUCAUGGGAUCCUUUGAUUGGCACGCAGCCGCCGCGGAUUAAGUAUCACUUACGGACAUUGAAGCCGGAAGUUUCAAUCAUCUAUAGGGGUUCGUUGCGUAGUUUUUCAACCAUCGUUUGGCCAUCAAGUAUUUUAUUUUCAGGAGAAGAAACAACUUACGAAAUGCAGAACUGUGCUCCCGGAGCAGAGGUUGAAGUACAAGUUCGUGGUGUUGCUGUGAGAAAUGAUGGUACUGAAACUGAAGGUGAAUGGAGUACAAGCUCCUCACUGCAAGUUGCUCCACGUUCUCCUCCUCCCCCAACAGAUGUUCAUUUGGAUGAAAACAAUGAAUUGCAUUGGACUCCUCCUGUCACAGAAAAUGGUGCUCCAAUCACUGAAUAUCUGGUGGAGCGUCUUAUUUUUACAAAACCUCAAAGUUGUUUUUUAUUUGAAAUCUCAGAAAUCUAUGCGAAAGAAGCAUCUUUAACUGCCUCUUGCAGUUACAAAAUCUUUCAUAGGGCAAUCGAGAAAGAUGAGCUCGAAUCGAAUUUGGACUGGACUUCGCGUAAUGUAGCCGCAGAAGAACGGUCUUUAUACGUUGGUGAUGGGCGUUACGGUUAUAAAUAUCAAAUUAGUGUUUUUGCUAUCAAUGCUGGAGGCACGAGCGUUCCUAGCGAAUGUGUUUAUUUGUAUAUUCCUCCAGAUGUUCCUUCGCCUGCACCUGUUUUUCAGGCAAGCGCUCAAGGCUGCGGGCAGCUGCGAGCGUCAUGGCGUGUCCCGCCUUCAAAUGGGAGCGAGCUGAAAGGUUACCGGUUAAUUGUAGCAGAUGAAGACACCGGCGAGCAAGUCUGUGAGAACCAGAUUCCCUCUACUGAGAAUGCUUUUGACAUAGAAAACCUGCAGCCUGAUCAUCUGUACAAGCUGAUGCUGCACGCUAUUAAUGAGGUAGGUGAGAGUUGUGCGUCAGUGUGUAUCGCAAGAACAUCUCCUCCGCCCCCGCCAGCUCCAGUUUUAAUCUGCGGUGAAGCUAGUCCAACGUUUUUGAAACUGAAAUGGAAGCCAGCUUCUAACAGUUCUUCUCCUCCCUCUUCUCAGCUUUAUUAUUUGGAACGAGAAAAUGGCAGCGGGAAAUUUUCGAGAAUAUUUGAAGGAGAAGGUCGGUACUAUAAAGUACGGAAUCUUACUGAAAAUACGAAAUAUCGUUUCCGUAUACGUUGUAAAACACGCCUCUCUGGUAUGGGAGAGUGGUCGGAACCGUACGAAUUUACCACUUUACAGCUACCACCUCCUCCAAUUCGUACUCCUCCUACGAUUAACGAAGUCGCUUCUGGAUCUUUCCAGAUUGAGUGGCAACCAAUAAGGAACUCUUCUUCAUUGUCGACAUCUAGUGAUUCUGUUUUUUAUAGACUUCAAACUGCUCCUCGGACCGCAAAUGGUCCAAUGUGGAAAACGGUAUAUGAAGGAGUCUCGACUUCUUACUCUCUAUCCACAAGUGAAAAUCUGCAGCUAAGAGUGCAGUCUGUCAGAAUAAGGAACGGAGCUGAAAGUGUUUCUGUACCUUCCCCUAUUCAAUAUGUAACUCCGUCUAAUAUCUCUUCAUCACCUACCAGGGCAGCAGAGGAUGUAUUUUUGGGCAACCCUGAACAUCUGGCUUCGCACAAAAUGAGUAACAUGCAACGGAUCCAAUAUUAUUUAAUUUCGGAUACCCAUUAUGCUGUAGCAAUCGUGGUAAGGAUUUUUUUUGCAGUGAUGAGUUGCAACUCUAAAGUUUUUUUUGUAUUUGUUUGA